GUGUGUGUUUUGUCUAUGGUCUGUUUCUCUGUGGCCAGUGCUGGUUGUGUGGCGCGCCGCGGGUGCAAGUUUACGAGGUGCCCGGAACAGGGUAUUUAUGCAAAUGAGUUUAAAAUUUUGUGCAAGGAAGUUGAGAGAAUGCAAUUUUGUUGCGAUGCUUUGUGCAAUGAUCCGGGGAGCUUGCGGAGUGCGCUUGGCCGGAAUCUUGGCCGCCAUCUUGCGGCCGCUGUCAACGGAAACGUUGAGCCAGGGUACCUGCUAGAAGCCCGUGGCCUGCGGCGGUAUGGCAGCGAUGUACUGCCAACGGCGGCAGGCCUCGGAGCGCCCGGUGCGGCGGCCGCCGGCGUCGAUGGACGCCGCCCGGCUGCGCGACUGGCCCGCGCCGCUCGCCCGGCUCCAGGCGAGCCGUGCGAUGCAAAAGCGCCUUACUCGACAUAUUUUUCUAUCGUAGCUGUAGUUUAUCGACAGAUACCGUCUGGUAGAAAAAUAAUGACAAUUAUGAAACCAGCCCCUUUAAAUUAUCAUACGCAAGUUUAUUCUAACACAAAUAAUGUAUGUGUAUAAAUCGAGCGUUUAAGCAUGUGAACUCGUUCACCAAUGCUUGUAUUAUAGUUUAUGGACUUGAUAAAUGUAGAUCAUUAUUCCGUACGCUUUCUUAACAUUGUCUAUGCUCAUUUAGUCUUUAAGCGAUAAUAAGUUAAGUUUUGUUUCUGCAAGUUUUUCGUUUUUGUUAUAAGUCAGCUAAUUGGUCCAGAUAGACGUAUGUAAUGCAUAUUUCUUUAUAAAAAAAACAUUAUAUUUUCUACUAUUA
Molecule: messenger RNA, 811 nt
Organism: Galleria mellonella (greater wax moth)
Lineage: Eukaryota; Metazoa; Arthropoda; Insecta; Lepidoptera; Pyralidae
Exons: 4
Coding region: 16-564 (182 amino acids)
Source: RefSeq, a predicted model, not a curated record